Molecule: messenger RNA, 737 nt
Organism: Vitis riparia (riverbank grape)
Lineage: Eukaryota; Viridiplantae; Streptophyta; Magnoliopsida; Vitales; Vitaceae
Product: uclacyanin-3-like
Exons: 2
Coding region: 61-594 (177 amino acids)
Cellular component (GO): plasma membrane
Molecular function (GO): electron transfer activity
Source: RefSeq, a predicted model, not a curated record
ACCUUGUGCUUAGCUCAUUCUUCUCUCCAUAGAAAGAUUCAUCCCUAGCUAGCUAGGCAUAUGGCCAUGGCUGCAGCUCUUCUUCUUCUCCUUCUUGUUGCUCCGGUGAUCUACGCGGAGAACCACACCGUUGGUGGCAGCUCCGGUUGGACCACUGGGGUUGAUUACUCCACUUGGGCCUCUGGAGAAACGUUCACCGUCGGCGAUUAUCUUGUUUUCACUUAUGGUUCCACACACUCAGUCGAUGAGGUAAGUAAAAACAGCUAUGAUAACUGUGCGACCAGCAACCCCACCAACAGCUAUACCGGCGGGAGCAACACCAUUGCCCUAACCACCGCCGGUUCACUGUACUUCCUGUGCCCUACAAGCGGUCACUGCAGUCAAGGGAUGAAGCUGGCCAUCACCGUCGAGGCCAACAGCAGCAGCACCCCUCCGGCCACAUCAUCUCCAAGUUCUCCGAGCCCUUCGCCGUCUCCGACCACCAAUUCAUCAUCACCAUCACCUAGUGGGGCGACCAGUAAAUUUUGUAGCAUGAGCCAUUUGAUGGUCGGACUUGUGCUUGGUUUUGGAAUGAUGUUUGCAUUGGUGGUUUAGGGAAGAGGCAGUGCUGUUGUUAUUAUUGGGAUGAUUGUGUGAUUUUUACAAUUAUUGCAUGAAUAAUUAAUAGAGGUUUGUGUAAGGUUUAUGAUUUAUUGAAUAAUUGGUGGAUAUAAAAUAUUUGAGUCAAUUCUACUUGA